CAUUCCGCACUUGGUGCACUGCCUGCUCGGGAUAGUAGUGUAAGUUCCACACAUUCUAGCAUCACAAGGCCCUUAUUAUAUUUUGUUGUAACUAUCAACAUUUAGUACAGACAUUAUAACUGGCAAUAUGGUCAUUCUUUUUUAUUACAAUCUUUUCAUGCCUCAAUAACAGUGCAGCACAGAAACAUGCAUGUAAUAUUCAUGCCUCAAUAACCAUGCUAUUUGUUUCAUAUAUCUUCUUUCUGGUUAAUUCAUUCAUCCUUAUUGCAGUAUUUUUUUGGCUCCUAACAUUACUUUCUUUUUGUUCAUUUUCCUUUUAAAAUAUAUAUUUCAUUAACUAUUUGUUGGUUGCACUUCCUUUCAUUAUUAGUAGGAUUGCUAAGAAAAUAUACAUAUAUAAUCACUAUUUUAAAUAGCGGGCUAUAGCGGUGCUAUAGCGGUUUUCGCGGAGCUGCUGCUAUGAGCACUACAGUACAAAAUAGCGGGCUAUAGCGGGCUGUAGCGGCGCUAAUAGCGUUUUGAGGGUCCUGUCGCUAAAUCCUAUAGCCCGCUAUUUAAAACGUUUAUAUAUAAUGGUGUGUCCCCCCAUGCAUUAUGUCCUAAGUAGAGGUGUUUCAUGCCAUUAGAACCCACCCAGCACCCUCCUUCCCUUAAAAAAGACAAGUGAGUGUAAUUGAUCCAUAAGGUAUCUAUUAAUAAAAUGGAUAUUACUGUCAUUUUUUUAGUUCAUACAUAAGGCCGUCAUGUGUGUUUGGUUCCACGGUAGUCUAUGUUUCCAAUCACAAAGGAGUCGUCUAUGUUUCCAAUCACAAAGGAGUCGAGAGAUUAUCCAUCAAUUAUUAUAAAAGGUCAACCAAACCAGUUCUAACGUUAUUACCAAGGGAAACUAUUGAACAAGGUCACUAGAUCCUUCUAAAUAGAAUAGCAUAAUAAAACGUGGGUCUUUUGGAGCGAAGAGGAAAAGGGUUAAUUUAGGUGAAAUGUUUAGUAUCAUAUGCCUAUAGUUCACUCAUAGCUUUUAACUUCAAGUUGACCUAUAGAAACUUUUGGUUGCAUCCAAACUCCCGUCGGCUUGGGUUGUGUGAAUUAAUGCUUUUGCGUUAGGUUUGUCGAUUAACUCAUAUCCAUUGAUAGAUCACCUGCUAAUAGCAGAUCAAAUUUCAGUUUCAAACUGUACAGUUGUUUGUGGGCAUAUCCCCUGGCAAACUAUGAUGACACAAAUUAAAGGUUUGUAUAUCCUGACCAAUUUUACUUUUAUUGCAGAGAAUAUAUAGGGAAACAUGGUAUAUAUUCUCCUAUUUUUAAAAUAAUGAUAGUUUGGUUGCAUUACAGACUCAUGGUAUUUUUUACAUGUAUAUUCCGGCGACUAAGAUUUUGCAUAAGGUUGUCAAAGAACUAGGUGGUACCGAACCAAUAUAUGAGAAUGUAUCAUGGCCUGGUUCACAACUAAAGCAUCAUGUCUCUUUCUAGAUUCUAGCUAAAGGCCACAAUGAGGGUAUGGUUAAUAUUGCUAUAUGUAGGUUGUCAAAUGAAGGAACUAGAGAAGACAAUGUCUAUGAAAAUAUAGCACGCGAUGCUCUACAUUUUCUUCAGGAUGAACAUGGUAUUAAUGUUCUUUGAUAAUAAUUGGUUUUUAGCUGAAGAACUAAGAUUGAGAUGCAUUCCCAUGGUUAAGAAUUUGAUUGAGAGUGAAAGCAUUUAUGAAUUUGUACAUACCAAGUGUUUCAUGGUGCUAGAUGUCAUAGAUUUUGCUUCUACCCUUUUCAUGAAUAAGGUGUAUGAAGUGGAAAAUGAACUAAAAAAAGGCCAUGUGCGUGCUAAUAUGGCAAUUGUUUUAAGAGCUUGCACUUGAGAUCUCAAAAGUAUAGGCCAGUCAUCAACUCAAGAAUUGCGCUCACACUAUGGUUCAUACCAUGCUAUAAAAGGGAAUGAGAUCAAAAUUCAUCAAGCCCUAUGCUGAUUAUAUCAAUCUGAAACACAAGGUGGGCAUAGUCAACAUCAACAGUGGUCUAAAAAUUAUUUUAGAUCAAGUGGCAUCCAAGGCAGGUUUUCAAUUGCCUGUCCUUACAAUUGAUCAUGUGAUUGGUGGUGGGUACAUAGGAAAUGUUCAAUUAAAUCCCUCAAAAUGUGCAUCUAUUCCAAAUUAUGUCGCGUGCAGCAAUGUGCAAGGAAAACAGGUAUCUGAAAAAUUUGAAGCUGCCAAUAGUGCCAUGUACCAGGCUGUUGGUUUCAUAUUAGAUACUUAUAGUCUCAGUAUCUUGGAUCCAAACUUUUAUGUAUUGAGUGACCUCAAAAAAGUUGAAGCUGCCAUCAAAUGAGAAUUGCAUGUAUUAGCACAAAGGUCAUCUACGGUUGAACGGAUUGCACAUUGUGCUAUAAAUGAUGUCCAUAGCCUAGCUGCCAAGUAUGAUGGGUCCAUUAGUGAGAAAGAUGCUGAGAUUAACGACGUGCUGAUUUCUAUGUGCAUUGAUCUGUCCAGACAUUUGAAUGCUGUGUACUAGUUUAUUGAUGUUGCAUGGAAGAACUUUAGGGUUUGAUUCUCUCAGUCCAAUGUAAAUUAUUAGUUGCCCACUUUUGAUUUUUUUAAAAGAUAUGUAAUUAUUGUUAUGUGACGUGUUUGCCAUGGUCUGGAGUGGCUAGCCAAGCUAUUUGUUGGUAUGCCCGCUGCCUAGCCGCAGCGAAGGGCUUCGAUAGCUAGUUUCACAUUAAUUAAUGUUUAUGAUACUACUAUUUAACCGAGGGAGGGCAGUGAAUGAGAGUCCCCAGGCCAGCUGUGGUCUUCAAUAGCAUUGCCGGUGGCCAACAACGGCCGUCGCUUCGCAUUCGCAAGAAGUGAGGGGAGAGGAGAGCCCGAUCGUCGGGGAGGAGCAAUGCCGCCGAAGCGGGGUCGAGUGAGGAAGAGAGAUCGGCGGAUAGAUGCGGCCAUCGACCACUUCGUCGCCAUGGGGUACACGGAGCGCCAAGUCCGCGCCGCUGUCACUGCGCUCCUCAAAGUGUACCUGGGCACAGAUGCGUGGAUCUUCCUGGAGGACGACUCCUUCCUCGUCGUCCAGGAAAAGCUCCUGGAGAUGGAGGACGAGGAGAAGAAGUUGCUGCCACUGGAGCAGGCGGCCCAGGAUGUGCAGGAACAACCUCAGAAACAAGAACCUGCAGUGGAUGAGGUAUCACCAGAAAAUAGCAUGCCAGUCUUAGAAGUGCACAGUGCGGUACCAGCUGGGACUCAGUCAUCAGAUGAGGAUGCCGAAGAUCCCAUGGUCAUUGAACCACCUGCUCUUGAAGCUGUAGUGCCACUUGCUGAAGCUACAAGGACUGGUGAAACUAGGCGUCCUUGUUAUGGAUGGCUUAGUGAGUCAGAAGAUGAGGAACAACAAACUAGUCAGCAAGAGGAAGUAGCUUGAGUAGAUGUGAUGUGCAACCCAAUCAACUGAUGGACUAAUGGCUUUAUAUGGUGUUCCUAAUGUAGACAAUCCAUAAUUCCGCAUGUUGUUGGUUAAGGCUAAUCCUCGCAUUGGGAUUGGCAUCUAUCUUUUGUUAAUCUAAAUCAUUGUCAAGAAUGCAAGGGGACAAAGACCAUGUGUUGCUACCUUGAACGAGUGUUUAAUUUUGGAUACUGCUGUUCUGUUCAACUUGGUGUUGGUAUGUGGAAUGUUAAAGAGUUUAUUAAAAUUU
Panicum virgatum (switchgrass) is the source of this 3669-nucleotide messenger RNA. RefSeq lists its product as uncharacterized. Lineage: Eukaryota; Viridiplantae; Streptophyta; Magnoliopsida; Poales; Poaceae. The coding region runs from base 2871 to 3398 and encodes 175 amino acids. The record is from RefSeq and is a predicted model, not a curated record. The transcript is spliced from 5 exons.